AUGAAACAGCUGAGCAAGUGGUUUGCCAAGUGGAAAGAGAUAUGGGCAGCCCCCGAACACACAGACACUGUCCCAUGGAAAUGGUUGGGCAAUAGGAGCCACGAAGAAAAACAGCGACUCCCUGCCCAGUCAGCUGCCCACCAGCUGUCCACCGCCCACAAGAGCAGAAGCAGCUUUGAUGCAAAAAACUUCCUAACUGACGCUGUGAGAUUCCAGAACUCAGUGACCAAAGUGGAGCUUGGCAUCCCAUCCUCAAUCCACCCCGGCCCCCCACCCAACAAGCUGUACGCAGCGCUGGAGGACUAUCACCCUGCCGAGCUGUACCGCGCGCUCGCCGUGUCCGGGGGCACCCUGCCUCGCCGAAAGGGCUCAGGAUUCCGCUGGAAGAAUCUCAGCCAGAGUCCUGAACAGCAGCGGAAAGUGCUGACGUUGGAGAAGGAGGAUAACCAGACCUUCGGCUUUGAGAUCCAGACUUAUGGCCUUCACCACCGGGAGGAGCAGCGUGUGGAAAUGGUGACCUUUGUCUGCCGAGUUCAUGAGUCUAGCCCUGCCCAGCUGGCUGGGCUCACACCAGGGGACACCAUCGCCAGCGUCAAUGGCUUGAACGUAGAAGGCAUCCGGCAUCGAGAGAUUGUGGACAUCAUAAAGGCAUCGGGCAACGUUCUCAGACUGGAAACUCUGUAUGGGACAUCAAUCCGGAAGGCGGAACUGGAGGCUCGUCUGCAGUACCUGAAGCAAACCCUGUAUGAGAAGUGGGGAGAGUACAGGUCCCUAAUGGUGCAGGAGCAGCGGCUGGUGCAUGGCCUGGUGGUGAAGGACCCCAGCAUCUAUGACACGCUGGAGUCGGUGCGCUCCUGCCUCUACGGUGCUGGCCUGCUCCCGGGCUCGCUGCCCUUCGGGCCUCAGGCCCUAUGCGGCGCCGGCCUGCGCAAAACUAAGUACCGCAGCUUCCGCCGGCGGCUGCUCAAGUUCAUCCCCGGACUCAACCGCUCCCUGGAGGAGGAGGAGAGCCAGCUGUAGGGGCGGGGGCGGGCAGGGAGGUAUUUAUUUAUUUAUUCGCAACAGACAGCGCUAAAAGAGGGGGAGGCCGAGCCAAGAGGACCCCAGGAGCCCAGAGCAGCGGGAGAGGGUCCUUGCUAGCCUCAGCCCACCGGGUCGAUUCCUGGCUGGUGUCUGCUGAGGGAGUGGGGGGCCCAGACCCUUCUCUUCUCCCCCGCCAAACCACAGUGGGAGCUGGGGCAGGGGGAGAGCCAGGAAAUCGGGGGCCAAAGAUGGGGGUGCUCGCCUACAGUCUGCAUCUGUAGUGCCUUGUGGGGUAUCCAGGAACACCCUCCCAGCAGGGGAUGGGGACCUUGUCCCAUGAAGCCCUCUCCUCAGCUUUACUUGCUCCCCCGCCCUUAGCCUUGGGGAGAAAUGGCCCGUGGUGGGCUGACCCCCCACCCUCCAUACACAGUUCCAUGACCCAGCGGGCCUCCAGGGGCAUCGGGUGCUGGUCCUCCUCCCUCCUGGCCUCGACCCCUAAGGGCUUCGCCCCUCCCAGGGGCCUGUAACUAAGUCGGGUCCUGCCAGGCAGGGGGCCUGUGUUCUGUGCCCCUUGGGGGACAGGAACCGGCAAGUUCAGGUGGGGUGGGGACAGCACAGACUGUUCCACCGUUCUGCAUAUUGUUGCUUCUGAACCACAAACUGUAUAAAAUGGAUGGUUUUUUGCA
This is a messenger RNA of Mandrillus leucophaeus (drill), 1709 nucleotides long. It is a transcript of the gene TAMALIN, whose product is annotated as GRP1 (general receptor for phosphoinositides 1)-associated scaffold protein. The coding region runs from base 1 to 1020 and encodes 339 amino acids. The transcript has 13 exons. Gene Ontology annotation, cellular component: plasma membrane. Lineage: Eukaryota; Metazoa; Chordata; Mammalia; Primates; Cercopithecidae. Gene Ontology annotation, molecular function: protein binding. The record is from RefSeq and is a predicted model, not a curated record. Gene Ontology annotation, biological process: signal transduction.